Brassica rapa (field mustard) is the source of this 16110-nucleotide messenger RNA. Its product is annotated as protein IQ-DOMAIN 14. The record is from RefSeq and is a predicted model, not a curated record. NCBI's taxonomy places the organism in Eukaryota, Viridiplantae, Streptophyta, Magnoliopsida, Brassicales, Brassicaceae. Gene Ontology annotation, molecular function: protein binding.
UUUAAAGUAAAAAAACUGGCCGACGUAGGAAUAAUCUCAAAUUAAGUACAGCUUCGACUUCGAGAUAGAACUUUGAGCACAACCAAGUUACUUAUAACAGAGUAGUAGAAAACCUUCUAAUCUUGUAGUAACAUAAAAGUAUUCGAAUAUCUCGCCGUGGCUAUGCUGUUUAACAAUAUGCAGGAGCAUGUACCCAUUGAAAAUCACCAAAAACUAUCCACAUUAGCAAGAGUUGUUUUUUUUUCUUUUCAUCGGGUUGAGGACCUAUAUAGAAUUUCAUUUUCUAAUUUAACAUACGCAGAAUUUAAAGGUCAAGGAGAUGACCCCAAUUAGAGCAGUCGUUUUCGUGGUUGAGUUAGAAUUUGUGGUUGGGGGAUUUUGGGGGAAAUGAAAACCAAAUAUGAUAGAAACAUUGAACUAGAAUAGUCAUUUUCGUUGAGACAUGCCUAACUCAAAGCAAUUAUGGACUUGUUACUCUAUUUCAAAUAAAGGAAUUGGUCAUUUGAUAAUAUGUCCAUGAUUGUGAUGCUACGAAAAGAAGCGAAGAAAUCGAACUUAAAACACAUGUUAUGUCGUUUUAGAACGCUAAACAAACAGAAACUCCGGAAGUACUUUUAGAACGUCAAACAAAACAGAAACGAAUUACGGCUUAGAAUUACAUUCACAGUAUACUACACUUAUUGAAAUGAAGAAAUAAGAAACUUAUAAAAAAACAAACACUUAGAAUUAACAAUAAAUAAGAAAUUUAUAAACAAGAAACAAGAAAUUUGUUUAAAAAUAACAUAUACGUAGAAUUAAUCUAUAAUAAUAAAGGGGAGUUUUCUCUCACCUCCUGCAACCACGUCCUUCUUUAGGGGUGGGCAUAUGUUGCCACGUGUCGGCGGCUGAGUGGUAUGUGAAUUUUACGCGGUUGCUUUUUAUCCGCGCGUCUGUUUUGCUUAGUCCUCGCUUCUUUUCUGUUUUCCUUAUUCCUCUAUUUGGGUUUGGGUUAUGUUAAAAAAAUAAGCCCACAUAGGCCCAGAUGCUCAUCAUCGUCUCUGGUCACAUGAGAUUAGGGUUCUUCUUCAUUCUUUUUUUUUUUUUUGUAGCGGAUGCUUGAGCAUCUAAUUUCUAGAGAAACUAAGCACUCCCUUCGCUACCCGUAACAACUCCAAUUCCUUAAAGCUGUCAUUUAUUUUGAGUUUUCCCUUGAUUAAUCCACUUCUCAUUCAUUAAGAUUUUGGUGCACCUGUACGUUUCCCUUGAAACCGCCUAUAUCUCCAGCUAUAUAUAUCUCACCUCCAUACCAUGCAAACUCCAACUCAAACAAAAUCCGAAAACUUUUAAUUUGCAAGCAAACGGACUCGAGAGCCGGGAGAUGCUUCAAUGCGGCGGAGGUCCGUCUUUUGAGAUUCUGGAAGCCAAGAACAUCAACAAAAGGGGACAACUGAUGAGCCUUGAGAUGUUAUUGAUUGAUGGACAAGUUAGUAUCUUUUUCCACUAAUAUAAUUGUCUUCUCGGUUUAAUCUAUUUCCAUUUUAUAGAAUCAAAAGAUUUUGUUAUUUUCCCCAUUUCUUCCCGUUUCUAUUUUUUUGCAAUCACGUUAUUAUCUUCUUCGUCAUUUUAUUGAUGAUGCUCAGGUCUCUUCUCUCUCGAUGGAUAAACCAGUGUUGGUAUCACUAUUAUAUUCUCUUUUUCUUCUGUCCAUCAAAAUCUGAUGAAACCAAUAAACUCAUACUCUGUUUCUAUUUCGCUGCUAAUUUUACCGGCCGUUUACUUACUUGAAGAAUGGUUCCAUGUUUUCUUUGAGUAGCUACAAAAUCCCACAGCCAAAAGCCGGCACCGUACUUCAACCAUGCCUCCUCGGUUAUCCACCGCAGCUUCGUCGACUUUCAAUCCUAGCCGCCAUUUCUCAAUACAACUCAGCCACCUCCAAUGCCUCAACAGUAUCAAGACCAUUUACCUUGCCAGAAAAGUAAGCUGGAACUCGGUUCAAUGUCGAACUCCUUACAGAACGGAACCCAAGUUUUAGCAAACUCAGCUGCUUCCGUGAGAGCAUAGAACGUUAGCUGAGAGCUAGCGUCGUCCGAGAGAUAAACGACUAGAUUCUUUGGUGGGUAAACGAGAGCCAACACGGAUAGGACUGUGUUGACCAUCAUCAAUAAUGGCUCGAUCACCAGAUCCGCCAUGGAGUGGAAAAUAUCCAGCCUUGGGAGACCGUUACCGUAUCUCUGGGAGAGUCUAUUGGCGAAGGUGAAUCGCCAAACAGGAUUCCACCGGACAGAUUGUUGGUAUUAAUCAAACGAAACCGGUUUGGUAUUCAAUAAUCUCAACCGGUAUGGUAUGGUAUGUCUUUAAAGAAAAAGCCAACAGAUUCAGCCAAAAACGGAGGUCUCGAAACCUCUGAACGCAAUCUUUUCUCCGGUCCUCUUCCUGGUCACAAGAAGCGGCUAACUAUCGCCUUCAUGAACCGGUAUAAACCGGUCGUCUUUUUUUUUUGACUGAUAAACCGGUCGUCUUCUUUUGUCCUGUUCUUCUUUCUGUGAUUUCUCUGAGACAGAGUAAGUGGAAAGCUAAGACAAGUGCAUCGGCCACAUAUUUACUUAUCCGACAUGUUCAAAAGCAACUAAGAAGGCACACCUUGAAUAGGUUGAAGAGGAUACAGUCUUAAACCAAGACGUCGACUCCUAAAAUAAUGCUUAGGCAUCGUUGUUGCUUUUAUUUACUUCAUCUGAUGUUAACUAUCUUCAACAGAAUAUAAAGUUAUAUUUGGAAUUCAUUAUCAUCUUUGGCCACAUAUUGGUGUACUAUUAUGUCUGUGUUCUAUUCUUUCAUGUCAGCAUUACGACAAACUAAAAUCGUUAACGAUAAUAGCUACUUAGAUGUCAUUCAUAAUACGUGUGACCUAAGUUAUGUAUACUGCCUCGAGUUUUGUCUGACCAAACAUUGAAACCAUAGAGGGAGAAGUUGAAAUUCAACAUAAGAAUAAUUAGAGACACCUAAAUAAAGUAAAGAUAUAAUGCUAAAUAAAGUUAUUAAAAACAUUAAUAACUUUAUUUAGCAUUAUAAGGUGUUAAGGACAUGACCAUGCAACAAUUUAGUGAGCCAGCAAUUAAACAAUAAAUAUAAUGAAUUUGCAUUUUUUCCUCCGAUAACUUAUAGACGGUCAAUAAUUUUUAUGCAACUAUAAAUUUGAUUCAAAUACAAACUACAUAUCAUUGACCACAUACGAAACUCUUUGUCUUAACAUUCGAUGUUAAGGACCCAACGGCUUAAUAAAUAAGAACCACAACAAACCAAGCUCGGCACACUCACAUGAAACCUUACUACCUUGAAGGCCACUUUUUAAGAAAAAAACUGCAACCAUUAUUUGAAGACAAAUCUGUUGUAUAUAUAUAUUCCAGAUGGUUCAAAUACAUCAAAACGGAUGUAGGACGAAGUCAGAACAAAAAAAAAAUUAAAAGCAAAAAUUUGCACCAGGAUUAUGCAAUUCCAAAAUGUUAGUACAUCUAACAAUGUUAUAACGCAGAAAUAUUAUUGUAAGAAUUUAGUGUGUAGCUUUUGUCGAUAUAGUUGUAAGUUUAGCUGUAGAAAAAUAUUAUAACUUUUAAACCGAUGGUUAAAAUAAAAUAAUUAUAAACAUGAAAACAAAAAAAUAGGACUGUUAAUUUAAUGGGGGAGAGAGAGGAGUCCAUUAAAUUACUUAAAAACUAAUUUGAAACAAAAGCUAUAGAAAUUAUAAGUGAACUGAAACAUUUCUACAAUCCAACCAAUAUAACAAAAAUUUAAAUAAUUUUCUGUUUAUUUUGCUCAUCACCUUAUAUAUAAUUUAAAUUAAUAAAUAAAUUAUUUAAAAUAAUUUUAAAAAUGUAGGAAAAAAUAAAUAAAUAAUUUUAAAAUUGUCUACCAACUUCUAUUUUAAUAAUAACACAACAUCUAUAUGCUAAAAUAUGCAUACAAAAUAUAUAAUUAAGAUUAAAAAUUUAACAAAAACCCCGGGCGUAGCCCGGGCCAACCCCUAGUAAUAAAUAAAGUGGUAAUUAAGACCAGUCCUGAGUAUAUGGUAACGAAGUAUUGGCUUAUGACUCCCAUUUUUUUUAAUUACAUAUUUACAUUAUAUAGGUUUUCAAAUUUGCAAAAGAAUAAAUUAUAUAAACUCUUAUUAAAUUGUCUAUAGUCUCCAAAUUUUAGAUUGUUGAUAAUAGUGUAGUCAAAUAAUUGGUUCAGUACUAUUGGUUUAGUAACUUUCAUCACUGAAUCUCUUUAAUGUGUGUGUGUGUGUGUGUCGACAGGCAUGUAAUGAGUAUCGUUUUGGAGUUUCUUUGUCAGACUGUGUGCCGUUUUACUUUUAAAUGGUCGGCACACUCACCAAACAACGACACUCAUUUAAAUUUCUUAAACCAAAUCUUUCGUAAUUUACCUUAAAUUACCUGAAUGUAUAAUGCAACGAAUAGUCUCUUCUAUGAUUCUCUUAGUCAAAAAUUAAAAUCUAUAAGGGGAAAGUUGAACCACUGGACAAGUUGAUAGCAUAUAGAAAAUCAUUAUUAAUUUUACAAUGUUUAUAAAAUAUUAAUGCAUCUCCUAUCUGUAACACCUAAAACACUGUAUAUACAAUGAAAACUUUCUCCGACAUAAUCUUUAAACAUAGUGAACACUAACGAAUAUAUUUUGAAAGACAGUAGGAAGAUUUGGCCCACAUUUGAGAAAAGCGGUAAAAGAUUCUUCGAUGUAUUUCAUCUGUCACACUAGAGCCAUGAAUACCUUAUCUACAAUAUGAAACAAUAAUGUAACAUUUUUUUGCACCAUCUCUCUAACUAUAAGCGCAACAAACGUUUCAAUACACAUCAUGAUCCCAAUUAAUUAUUAACUUUGUUGUCGAUAUUGGUCAGAUGGAUUGAUAUAUAAAAUUUGGCAUUAUAUAGUUUUGAUUUUUUCUCUCGAUUAUAUAAUAUUAGUUAGUUAAAACAACAUGAAACAGGAGAGUAUUAAGAAUGGGAACUCAAAGGCAGCGAUCAUGGGUUUUGUGACUAGGAGACAAGAUUCUCCAAUAUAUAAAGAAUUCAUCAAGUGGAGGCGCCCAUAACUGUUGAAUAUGUAUUAUUUGUUUCUCAUUAAUAAUGAAACUGAGGGUUGAAUCCUUACCAGUGUCUAUCCCACUUAACUAUCCCUUUAUACUAUAGUGUCAAAUCUUUUUUUUUUUUUCUAAAAACGUGUAUACGAAAAACGCAGCGGAAUGAUGCAAGUAUGUGUGAAAAAAAAUCAAUGGACCGACGAUUUCUCUGGAUAGUAAACAAUCCAAAUUAAAAAACCUAGAAUGUGAAUAAAAUUGGAUAGAAUAUGAUUUAUUGCAUAUGACACGGUCGUUGUAUGAAAAGGUUGUUAUAUUUAUCUUACAUCUUUGGACAAUACAAAAUAAUACAACAGCAAAAAGCCAAAAAAAAAAAAAAAAAAAACACAGACACGGAGAUCAGUCUUCCAACAAGGGAGUAUAGACAGUAGUUCUUAAUUUUACUAUUUGAAAAAUCUUUUGUAAUUUUGUUCCAUUGGAAAUAAGUUUUUAUUAAAAUGUGUGAAACGUACCACUAUUAAUAUUCUUUUUAAUUAUCAGUAUGUAUUAAUUUUAAACAUCCCAAGAAGGGCACCCGAACAUAAAUCUCUGGUUGGAAACAGUGACGCUUGGAAAUAGAUUAGGCUUAUCGCAAUCUAUAUCGCAAUCUAGGAAAGAAAAACAAAAAUAUAAUGGAAGGGAAAAAAAAUCUAAAGCUCAGAGAAACCCGAAAGAUUCCCAUCCUUGCUUUGCUCGAGAUCCACGGCCAACGACGGCCAUUUACCACUAUUAAUGCUAUAAUCAAUAAGACAAUGAGAAGUGUUCUUCUUGACACUCACGAGUCAAAUGAAACAAAUCAGAAACAUAUAUAUCUUCUUUGUUUCUAGAAGUGAAUAUAUUGGCCUAAACUAAACCCUAAUAUGCAAAUACGUAAACUGCAAAAAUUAUACGGAGAAAGAGAGUAAAAGAUAACUCUUUCGAGUUGUGAUGGACCUAUCGGGUUGCUUGUGUAUGCUCAUAUUGUAUACGUCUAAUCAUUGAGUUAUAUGAAAAAUGUUUCCGUGAGUAAAUGGUCUCCAAGCAAUCGAGUGCUUCUAGAAACAUCAGUUGGCAUAUUACAGGUUAAGACGUAUUCCCUUCAUCAGUUAAAACAUUCAUAUUUUUUCUCUAUGCUCCUUCUUUAUGUGUCUGUAUAUUUAUUUAUAAGUAGAAAUAUGGUUAACCAAGGGUAGUGUUGUAAAUCUAAGCGAUAAGGGAAGUUUAUGAGCAAAAACUAUGCCUUCUUGUUGUUGUAUCUACUUCUUCAGAACGAAGCAAGAGACAAAGUGGAUGUAUUGGAUUUGAUAAGGAAGAAGACGAAGCAGCAGAAGCAGAGGUUCUUGAAAGAUGGCCUGAAAAAGAUAACUUCAAAGAGUGCCAAUGUCAUAAAAGGGGUCCUAUGGCACACAGGGUUAAGUCAGGCAAAAGAAAGAAAUUAAAACAAAAGGUAAAUAUUUAUAUAUAAAGUAAAAUUUCAAGUAUUUUCUUGUUAACUAGGAUGUUGAUCUAGAUAGGUUCUUGUAAAGUAUGUAUUAGCAUAAAUAUGGAGCUUGAAGCUCACGUCUAUUAAUAUGAAUUUGCAACAUUAAUGUUCAGAACGAUCCAAUUCAACCCAUGUUGUAAUGCAGUGUUUCAGACAAGGGUAUUGGUUAGUUGUUCAUUAUUACGUCUGCUCGUAACUUGGAUUGAUUUAUCAUGUUCGACUUUGAACGUGUGUAUUUUAAAGAAAUUGUUGAUUAACAAAAAAAAGUUGUUUACAACUAGCCAAAACAAUGAAACAAGAUUUGUAAAGAAAUAGAAAAGAUCGGAUGCUAGAUUAGGUGAAUGUUAUUGAGCUGAACCAUGCACGUAUAGAGAAGAAGUUCUUCCAAUAUGCGAGAGUUGUUGUAGUGAAGAGAAGAUAUCCAAUUUCAAAUGGAUUUGUCAGUGAUGCGAUUGAGAAGAGAAGAUUGGCUUUAUCUUGCGUUUCAUUUUUUUUCGUUAUCUUGCGUUUCAUUUAAAGAUGCUUGAUGAUUGAUUUCAAAUGUUGGUUUCUAACGAUCACUCAACUGCAAAAAAAAAAAAGCUAUACAAAAUUUAAGUCACAUUAUAUACUAUCUAAUUAUACUUAGAAAAAAAAAUAUAUAGGAAAACCUAAACUUCAUAACGUCGAGUCGGUUUGCACAAAAAAAAGCUCGGAUAGACUGAGACACAAUCAAUUAAACUUCAUUGAUUCAAAGCUCCAGAAAAAGGAGCUCGAACCGGUUAUUAUGUGCUGUGUCGUCGGUUAGGAACUUAUUAUUUUUCCUUUUACCGCAUCCCAAUAAAGGAAACGUGAUCAUGUGAUGUGUGAAACUAAUGGUAAAGCACUCAAACAUUUCUAAUUUAAAUUAAAUUUAUCAUGUAAGUAGGUCCGUCCCAUCAGAUGGGACUCAUCUAUCAAAAAAACGUUUUGUUAGCCUGUGGUUGGAAAACCUAAUGGCUUAAGCAUGGAGGUUCACCCUUGCUCGCCUAUAAUGGUUUCUAGUAAUGCUUAUGAUAUUUGUUUAGUUUCAUUUAAAUGUAGAAAAUUACUUCAGGAAUUAGGAAGGAUGAAACUGUGACAUUUAAGAAAAUAUCGGUGGGGGCAUUUGCCCUACCUAGUACGCAAGGCGAAUAGCCAAUAUGUUAUUAUCCUCGUGAUCUAAAUAUCAAUUAUAUUGCAAUUUUCACCACAUAAAAGUAGUAUUUAUAUUCAAGUUUUUCUAUAAUUUUUAAUAUAUUACUCAUCAUAAUAAAUUUAAACAUAUUUUAAAUAUGAGUAAUUAAAUUAUAUAUUGUUUCACAAACUAAAUUGUUUUGAAUAUCUUUUUCACAAAUUGUCAUGAACUAAAACGAUAUUAUAUAUAUAUAUAUAUAUAUAUAUAUAUUUCAUAUUUCUCGACAUGUAUUCUGUCAAAUUUGAAAUCGUGUAAACGACACAUAUGCAUCAUGAUUACAAAACAUCUAUACUAUUAUUUGAAAAUUGAUUUUGCUUAUUUGUCAUAUUUUCCAUGAUUUUAGAUAAGUUUUCUUAUUUGUCAUAUUUUUAGUUUUAAUAAAUGAUUUGGUGAUUAUCUUAAUAUAUUAAAUAAUAGAGAUUAGCAAUUAUCAAUUUUGCUUAUUUAUCAUAUUCUCCAUAAUUUUAUGUAAUUUUUUUUAUUUGUCAUAUUUUUAUUUUUAAUAAACAAUUUUAGUGAUUAUCUUAAUAUAUUAAUAUACAGAGAUUAACAAAUUCUAUCAAAAUUUCAAUUUUAUGUAUUUUACCAUAUCAUAUAUUUUUCUUGAACAAUGUUUUUUAAAAAAUUUACAGGAUAUGAAGGUUAAUGUUUUAACAUAUAUUAUAUUAUUUAAAUUUAGUUAAUUUUAUUUUAUUAAUGAAAUAAAUAUUAUUUUACAAAAGAUUAGAAAAUUUAUGACAACUACGACGUAUGUUAUAUUUGAUAUUAUCUUAUUUAUUAUUUUACAAAAAUAAAUUUAUCCUCUCUUAUAUGUUAAAAAGAAUUAUAUUGUUCUAGGUAUAUAUUGUUUUGGACUUCGUUAACAUUAGUUUAUGGAUCCAAAAAAAAAGAUAAUACUUUUAACAGUUACAAUAAAAAAAAAGAGAGAAUUUGUCAACUAACCAAAUUUGCAUUAGAAAUAAAGAUUAUAUCAUUGAUUUUGACAUAAUUAAGUGUAUAAUAAUUUUUCACAAAUUUUAUCUGGUACUACCUUUUUGAUUGUAAGUUACAUGUAAUAAAGAAAGAGAAAGUGAUGUCAUCGAUGAUUUUAAACAUAUAGAUAAGAUAAAAACUACACUGUUGAAAAUCAAAUCAAGCAAUAUAUAACAUGACGACGCUCAACUAAUCACCACAUAUAGAAACUCAAUUUCUUAAACAAAAAAAAAACAGAGGAACAAGCAAAGAAACAACGAUAGAGGAUAAGUGACUUUUUACAAAUAGUACAAAAUAGAUGGUCCAUUCCAUUACAUACGUAAAGUAAUAAACUUGAACAUUAUAUAAAAAUAGUAUAUAACUUAUAGUGAAUUAAUAGAUAAGUUGUAUAAAAACUCUAUAAAUUGUAUAAUCAUAAACCCUACCUCUAAUCCCACCCCCACCCUCAAAUACUAAAUCUUAAAACCUAAUCAGUAAACCCUAAUCCAAAUAUAAUAUAUAACAUAUAAUAUAUGUUAUAUAAUAUAUAACAUAUAGUUAUAUUAUUUAAAUCAAAAGUAAAUCUGAAAUACUUGCAAUAAAAAUAGAAUAGAACAUAUCAAAUGAUAUAGUAUAUAUUCUUUUGGAUAUAUAUGAUUAUUAGUAUAAUAUAUAUUGAUUAAAUUAUCAAAUGGUCUAAAAAUACUAUAUUAUGAUGGCGUUAAAUUAACAAAUAGGAUAGAAAUAGGAUAGACUCAAUUUUACAAUCACUAUAUCAAAUGGUCUAAGAAUGGAUGUGGUCAUGAAUGAGUUGAUGGUGAUUACGAAAGAGGUGUGGUUGUUACAGAGUAAGAUAUAGUGGUUAAAAAAUGGUAGAAAAUUUUGUGGUGGUGGUGGUUAUAGCAGCGGUGGCGGUUACCAGAGUACCGACUGUGGUUACAAAGCAAUCGGUGGUCAUGAUGAAACUGUGAUCGUGGAUAUAGAAAAACACUAUGGUGAUGGCUAUGGUGAUGAUACAAUGGUAAAGAUGACGAUAUAUCUAUGGGCAUGGAAGAAGUAUAAUAGUUACGAGAAACAUUUACCAGAAGAAAAUUAAAAAAAAAAAGAUAAAUAAAGAGAGGUAAUAUAGUGUAUGUUGUAGGAAUGUUGGAGGCUUUUUAUUUUUUAGUUAGAUUGUUAAUUAUCAUUUGUUUGAACGCUACUAAGUGAAAUUUCUCAUAAAACAAUCCUAGCUUUUAAUAGGUGUAUAUAAUUUAUUUAUUUUAGUUUAUAUGUGUGUAGUUAAAAACAAAACUCCAGGUUUUAAUAGGUGCAUGUAAUUUAUUAUUUUUAGUUUAUAAGUGUUUAGUUAAAAAGUAUGUUUUUAACUACUGUAGGUUUUGAUAAUAGUUAUCACUAUAAAAACUUAUGCUUAUACUCCACCGAAACCAGCACGGUGCUCGAUUACAGAUCAUAUUAAGAAACAUACUAAUAGCAAACUUACAAAGAAGAAAAAAAUGAAUAUUUUGAAACAUAAGAGAUCACCUAAACAUGUUCAAGACAUUGGUUCUAAUCAUGUACAUAAUUUAUAUAAAUUAAAGAAACAUCAUGAUAUAGGUGAUUUCGUUUAUUUUGUGGCUGUAAAUUUAAAUUCUAAUGAAGAUGAAAAUUAUCUAAACUUUAAUCAAACUAAUGUACAUAGGGUUCAUCGAAAAGAUGCUUAAUCAAAUAUAUUGCUUGAUGAAAGAGUGUUUGCUCUCACAUGCCUUAUUGAUAAAGGUAAUAAUAGGUCUUUUUGUAAAUUGAUAUUUUAUAUUAUUUUAAAUUACUAAUAAAAUUUAUUAGGUUAUUACGAUGAUAGUGAUCUUUCCUACAUAUGUAAUUAUUGUGAAACAGUUAUAUGAUUUUGUGAAAGAAUUAAUAUGCUAAUAUAAUGUGAAAAUAUCUAUACCAUUAUUUUAGAAGUUAGUUUAUUUCUUUGUCAUAUUCUCCAUAGUUUUAGGUAAAUUUAUUAUUUGUCAUGUUAUUUUACUUAUUUGUCAUGUUUUAUUAAUUUUAGAAGUAAUUUAUCUUAUUUGUCAUGUUUUCCAUUAUUUUAGGUUGAUUCAUUAGUUUUAAUAAAUAAUUUUUUGAGUUGUUAGUUUUUAACCAAAUGUUAAUUAUUAAUGGGUACUAUCAGUUAUUAAGGGAUAUUAUCACAUUUUAGCAAUAAUUUUAUAGCUAUGUUCAAUCUUAUUUAUACUUUAGUAAAUAUUAGAUCAUAAAUAUUUAUUUAUUUAUUAUUUUUAAAAGAAAGCUUCAUUCCCUUGUAUGUCACGGAAAAGUUAUAUUGUCUUAUGGAGUUCGUUAAAAUCAGCUUACCAAUCAAAAGCUAUGAGUCCAAAAAUACAAUUUCUUGCCGUUAUCAUUAAAAAUUAAUCUUUUACUAAACAUAAUUUCCUCUGUUUUUAAUAGAUGACAUUUUAGGAUUGUGUAAAUAUGUUAAGAAAAAAAAUAAUUUCUUACAUCCUCUAAAUAAAAAUAUCAUUAAUUAUUUACCUAAUAAUAAUUCAACCAAUAAUAAAAUAGAAUAUAUAAUAUUAUUGGUCAUAUAACAUUAACUUUUAAUAAAUUUUAAUAAAAAUGCAUAUAAUUUGGUACAAAGAAUUUCCUCUAAAAAGUCAUGUAUUAAAAAUGGGGGAGUAUAAUUAUUGCUUUUAGUUCUAAGAUUUAAGUUAAAAAGAAAUAUAUGCUUUAAUUAUUGUAUAUUUUGUUAAUAAGUAUCACUAUAAACUCUGAUGAAGAGGAAUUUCAUAUAAAAUACAAUUAAAAUAAUGUUCAUAGGAAUCAACAAAAAAAAAAAAAAUGUUCGAUCAUAUAUAUUAUUUGAUGAAGAAGUGUUUUCUUUUAUAGACUUCAUUGAUAAUUGGUAAUUGUGAUUUUAUUUUGUAGAUUUAUCUUUUAUGUUAUUUUAAAGUAUUGAUACAAAUUUAUUAGGUUAUUAUGAUGAUGAUUUUUACGUAUGUGAUUAUUAUUUGUAAGGUUAUAUAUAUGGUUUGGUGAUAGAAUAAAUAAAAGAUUUACAAGUACUAAGUCAUUGUUUAAGCUUCAUCGUAAUGAAAAUUUUAAAUUAUAUCUUAUGAUUAAUGUAAUAUUUGAAAUUAAGUAAAUGAUUUAGUUUCAAAAAUUAUAUUACAAUUAGAAUUGAUUGGAUAUAUAUUAUUCCGCACAUUGUGCGGACCGUCAUCUAGUUAAACUAUAUAUUUUAAAAAUUAUCAUUGAUCAAAUACAACAUAUACAAGAGAUAUUAACAAAAAAAGUUAUGAUGUUUGCAAAUAACAACUUUUAUACUGAUUAACAAAUCGUCAAAGCAUGGUAUAUCGGCCACCAACUAAUAACUCCCGAAAGAUUUAUUUUGAAAUUAACAAGUCGAAAUAACACCUAUUUGGAUCCAACUUUAAAAAUGGUCUUGUCACAAAUCUGGGUCUUCAUUCUUGCAGACAUGCAUUGUUCAUUUUGGAUGAAAAAGAAUCUCUUGUUUUUUUUUUAAUGUUUAUCACGUUAAUUGAAGUUAUUGAUCAGUUCCCAUCUCAAUUAUCUUCUUGUCAAAGACUUUGGUAAUCUUUUUUUUUUUAAGUAAUCUGGAUGUAUCCCAUGUCUAUGGAAGGACUCAGACUAAUUUUCAAGGGGAGGUGCAGCCCAUAGAUAGACAAUUUUUCUGGGUAUUCAAAUGAAUCGAAAGCAAUGGUUCAUAUCUAUGUUAGUUUCGCAUAACAGGUGGAUCGAACUUAAAACGUGUUGGCGUCCCAAACCUUUCCCCUUAUCACUUGACCACAAGCUCCCGAACUCAGACUUGGUAAUCUCAGGUUCGGUUUCCUUGUUCCUUGAUUAAUCCAUUUCGACAUUCACUGUGUGGUGCAAUUACUUGUCGAUGAGAAACUGAAUGCUUUCAACUUCCGCUCCAGAUUAACCGAGUUGCAUGGUGAAGAAGAUGUCAGAUCCUGAGUUGUUUCAGCGACUUGUCUACAAAGUCUUUCGGAUCUUAAACACAUUCUCAUAAUUACCAAACACUCCCGAAAGAUUUAUGGUCUUUUAAAUGGAAAAUCAAUUAGUAUGAAAGAAAGUUAUUGAUCAGUUUUUUAAUCAAUGUAACGCAUUCCGCUACCGUGAAAUUCCCAUAACGACUCUAGAUUCUAGAAUAUAUACCCAAAGCCAAAUAAACCACAUAAAAAGUACAAAGAAGAACGUUGAAAGGACACUAUUUCACAGUUAAUUUCAUUCACGAGGUAGACAAACCUAAUGCGACUACCUUCUUUGAUUGGUAACAUAAACUCAUCAUUAAGUCAUAAAGUUUCAACUUUUCGUAAGCCACACUUCAUCGUAAUCCUUAGCCAUAAUAAUGUAAAUGUUUUGGUCAACGAUCGUCAACCACGACUAUAUUUACAGAUUGGUUUUGAAUUAUACUAUCAAUAAAUAUUGGAACUUCAAAUCGUCAAAUCAUAAACUCUUAAACCAUACUUGAUUUAGAAACAGGUCAAUAUGAUUCUAUAAUCAAUGUAAUUAGCUUAAAUGCAUGCUUCAUACCAAAUAAAGUCAGAUUGGUUAGGUUAUGUUUCAAAAUUCAUUAGAUUUUUUAACUUGAGUAAAAGGAGUAUAUUUUAGUAGGCAUUUUAAAAAAAUGGGAUUAAAAAAUGGGAUUAUGGGUUCAGGAAGGGAAAAUGGUAAUUAAAUUAACUAAAAACGGGAAUUACGAGAAGGGUAUCUCUAAAAUCGAGUAAGAACACAAUGCUCCAUAAAUUAACUAACAUUAUUAUUACUCAAUGGCAAAAUGUUGAAGGCAGACACAGCACUUUUGAAUCUUUGAAGGUGUGUUUAUUUUCAGUUUUAUUUUGAAAAUAAUAUAAAAGCAUACUUUACUCUGUUCGUCUUCAUCGUUUGUCUGCAGAUCCGUGGUCCGUUGUGUUUGAUUUUCUGUAUUUCUUUCUGUUUUUGCUCAUUUUAAAUAAUUCAAAUAAAUCGAUUAGUAAAAAUAAUUAGAGCGCUCCAUCUUUUGUCUCUCCAUGACAUCAUUUGUCUUGUAAUUCAGUUCUUCACGAGGUUGUGUCAGAUUAUUUUAUUUAUUACUUAUAUAUCAUAUUUCUUUAUUUCUAUCCUUUUCAAACAAAAAAUAUUCACUGCCCACACUGUGUAAAAAUAUUCUGUAAAUCCAUAUUAUUUUUACUUAAUGCUCUUUUAUUUUAUAAAAAAAAUCGUUUACGAUGACAAAAUAAUAUCGUUUUAAAAUUUCUGAGCAAUUUUGUAAAAAAUACAAAAAAUUCUGGGUAGCUGAAAAAAAAUACAAAAAAAUCCUGAGUAAUGAUUCCUACUUUUCGCGUUUUCAGAAAGGAUGAUUACAGUUGUUGUCUGCUCAUUGAAACUGAGUUCAAGGUAUUGUCAAAUGAAGUAACAGUUUGUCUUACAACAACAAAACUAGAAAAAUAAUUUUUUCUUCUACUUUUUUGGUUCAGAGUAUUUAUUUCUUUACGAACCAAUAAAUUUAAAGGUAAGACAUUAUAUAUUUGCUUAGAACCUUCAACAUGACGCUUAAGUUUUAAUAUUUUGUUAAUAUUUUGAAUCAAAAUAAGUUAACUUAUAUCCGAAGCUAUAUCGCAGAUAUAAUAAAUAAACAAAAGGUUUAGCUAGCUCUUUACCGAUCGGUGCAUUUUAAAACAAAAAUUCUCCAUAACAAAUGUACAGAAAUAGUUAUUUUUUUAAUUAACCAAUUUGUCAUUGCUCGAGUUUAAAUUCAAAUAAUAGAUAUAUAUAUAAGAAUGUGAACCUGAUCUUUAUAUAUUCAAGAAUCUAUUUCCAUCGCUCCCCCUCUCUCUCACCGAAGUUCUUAUCUCUCUCUCUCUUUUGUUUAAAGGGGUUCUUUCACUAAACAUCAUACUUGUGUCUUCAGUUUCAGUGCCAUAACUUUUGUUUUCCUCUCCAUUUCUUGCAUACGAAAAGUUCGUCUUGGUAUUUGUGAUUUGUCAUCUCUGAUUAUUUCUUCUCUUUAAAGCGUGGAGGAGAGAUCUUUGACCGUUCUUGAAAACUUGAACUGAAGCAAAGAUGGGUAGAGCAGUGAGAUGGUUUAAGGGAAUCUUCGGUAUGAAGAACAGCAAAGAGAAAGAGUACCGAGUUUCCGGCGACGGAAGAGGAGAAGCCGGUGAGUCUCUCAUCCACCGGAAAAUUCUCCAAGCAGACAACGUCUGGCUCAGAACAUACUUGGCGGAAACAGACAAAGAACAGAACAAACACGCCAUUGCGGUUGCUGCCGCCACUGCCGCAGCCGCAGACGCAGCAGUUGCAGCGGCUCAAGCUGCCGUUGCGGUGGUCAGGCUAACAAGUAACGCGAAAACCGGAGGACGUUCCGGUGGCAACGUAGUUUACGGGACCACAAUGGAGCGGUGGGCCGCGGUGAAGAUUCAAAGUGUCUUCAAGGGCUAUUUGGCGAGGAAAGCGUUAAGAGCGUUGAAAGGUCUAGUGAAGCUACAAGCUCUAGUGAGAGGAUACUUAGUUCGCAAACGCGCAGCCGAAACGCUUUAUAGCAUGCAAGCUCUCAUCAGAGCACAAACGAGCGUUCGGUCUCAACGCAUAAACCGUAACAACAUGUUGCACCCUCGACAUUCUCUUGAGAGGUUUGAUGAUUCAAGAAGCGAGAUCCAUAGCAAGAGAAUGUCAAUCUCUGUGGAGAAACAUAUCAACAACAACAUUUAUGAUGAGACCAGUCCCAAGAUUGUUGAGAUUGACACUUACAAGACUAAGUCAAGAUCAAGGAGAAUGAAUGUUGCGGUAUCCGAAUGUGGAGAUGAAGAUUUCGAAUGGAGUUUUCGUGGAGAGAAAUGUAAAUUUCCCACGGCUCAAAACACCCCAAGAUUCUCUUCAUCGGCGGCAAUGAAUAAUAAUUAUUACUACACACCGCCUUCGCCGGCAAAAAGCGUUUGCAGAGACGCUUGUUAUAAGCCGAGUUAUCCUGGUUUGAUGACACCUAGCUAUAUGGCUAAUACGCAGUCGUUUAGAGCCAAGGCGCGUUCGCAUAGUGCGCCGAGACAGCGUCCUGAUAGGAAGAGGUUGUCGCUUGAUGAGAUUAUGGCGGCUAGGAGUAGCGUUAGCGGCGUGAGGAUGGUCCAACCGCAACCGCAGUUACUGCAACAGCAACAAGAGAAACGUUCUUCUUGUAAUUAUGAUCGUCAGUUUCCACAAGAACCGGUUGGUUUUAGAUUCUAUAAUUAGAAAGAAACGUUUCUAUUUUUCGUCCUUGAGAAGAGUACGUCAUAGAUUUGACUUUUCAUCAAGGACUACUUUGGGUCUUUUAUUUUCUCCCUUUAUCUUCGGGCUCUUAUUUUGUAAAUGUUUGGUUUGGAAAAAAUGUUAAAAGUUUAUUUAAAAAGUCACUUUGACCACUCCAAGCAAGUUUUUAAUUUGUCAAAUUUG